GUGGUGAAAUUAAUUGUGAAAUAAUGGCUAAUGAUAGUGAUCAGGGUGGUUGUAAAUUAAGUGGUGAACAAUUGAUGAAACAGUCAUUCAAUAGUGAUAAAGUUUUGUUUGAAUGUGUGUCCAAACGGUUCCGAAAAGUGAUUUUCAAUCAACAGACGAGACUAUCGCUGAACCGAUGGAAACCGGAGGACAGGGAUGCGCUGAAUAAACUAUUGAAACCCAUAUCCAUCAGGGAUUACAUGACGGCGAGGGCUGACAGCGACGGCUAUAAACGCAUUGACAAGAGAUCACUGAAAAAUUCACCAGAUUUCGAUCACUUGAACCUCGAAAGCGGCGACUAUUUUCCCAAACUUCAAGUUAUCAACAGUUAUUCGAUUAAUGCAAAUGAGAUGAACAUUUUUGACACAUUUUGCCAUAAUUACGGCAAUUGUCUGACAAAAAUUGACAUCACUUUGGAGUCCGACUUAGAUGAUAGUCACGUGAAGACCAUUUUUGCCGGUCAGGAGGACCAGGAUCAGUUCACGGCCAUUGAUUUGACACUAUUUGCUGAUAAAAUACCGCAAAAUCUCACACUUUUUGUUGAACCCAUUGAAGACGAUAAUAAUGAAGAA
Messenger RNA from Oppiella nova, 611 nucleotides. The record is from the annotation of a GenBank genome assembly. Lineage: Eukaryota; Metazoa; Arthropoda; Arachnida; Sarcoptiformes; Oppiidae.